Messenger RNA from Thlaspi arvense, 2804 nucleotides. The record is from the annotation of a GenBank genome assembly. Lineage: Eukaryota; Viridiplantae; Streptophyta; Magnoliopsida; Brassicales; Brassicaceae.
GAAGCGGCAAUAGGGGGAGUUCGAAUCUCAACACAUUCUCUCUCUCUCGGUGUCUCCUUUCCUCCAUCGAAUUUUAAACCAUUUUUGUGCAAUACACUGGAGAGAGAGAGUGUGUGUGGUUUCUUCUUCGACGGCCAUGGCGUAAAGUAAUUGGCGGAGCCUUAAGCUUGGGUUAAUCACCAGAUAUUGAAGAUUGAAUCUGCCGUCUCUUUGUUGUUCGGGAAUCAAGGCUGUAGCCAAUUCGGAGAUGCAGUUGAGAUCCAGCCAUGGACAGGGAGGCUGACCUUCCGGUCCCACCGGAUAAACCUCCGAAGAGUAUGGUCCGCUCCAUCUUAAACCAGGAAUCGUCGUCUUCUUCAUCCUCCCCUGAACUUUUACGCCAUCUACAAGCCGCUUUCAAGCGCCACCGCCCACUCAAUAAAAUGCAGACGACCACCAUAGGCCCUCGGCGAAGUGUUGCUCCGCAGCGACAACCUUCAAGAAGCCAGAGACCUCAAGAUGUUGUUUCCCUGAGUCAGAGUCUUGCUGCCAACACUUUGACACAUGAUACAAGAAGCUCAGCCACUCCUGCUGCUGGUGAAUCUUUCGAGAAUGCUGCGUCCACUACGCCACCGUCGGUUUCAGGAACUAUUGGUAACAUGUUUGGCGAGGAUUUCAAACCACCAGAGAGACAGAUGAAUUUGCCAAAACCUGAUUUUGCUGGUUUAGAGAGCAAUCUGGAUUCAGGGCAUCCGAACGAAAAUGCACACAAGAAGGUCCAGUCUCUCACUGGCAGCACGCUCUCAUCUCAUGCUAAGAAUCUAAUAAAAUCUCACUUUGUUCUGGAAGAUAUGGAGUGGGAUGCAACCAAUCAGGCUGAAGCAUCAAACCCUGGUGCUCGUACUGAAUCAAGGCAUCAGAAUCUCCAAUCUGUUGAUUCUGAGAUCAGUUUGAAAUCUGAAUACAAGGUUUCAUCUUCACUGGCAAAGAUGCAGGGCCAGCUAGGAGAAUUCCGCAACUUCUUGAAUCAACCUUCAUCUCAGUGUUCUGCCAUGGGGUCAUCAUGUGCCACGACUACGCUAAUCCAUUCGUCUUCAGCUCCUAUGUUAAAUGCGACUACCCAAGUCUCUCGUUCUUAUGUAGAGGCUGAUACGAAUGCAAAUCCCCAUGCUGUUCAAACUCAAGGGAACUUGCGUUCUCUUCAUCCUUCUUCCAAGGACAGGAACAUUCUGAAUGCCAAUAAGGAUGCAGCUUUAUCUGAGAUGCCAGCCUCAACGAUUGAUCCAGAAGUAAGAACAAAAGAGACAGAUAUGUCUAAGCUUCAACAGUGCUCUACAGAACUUGAAGUUCCAGUGGUAUCUUCCAGUCAUGGGAGUGACGGAAUAGCUAAGGCUCCUCAACCCGAUGAGUUGCUUACUAGUGUUAGCUCGCAGCCACAAAAAUCAGAUAAGCAUGAAAAGGUUGCAAGCAGCAAAGGGACAUCAGCGCCUCGUAAAAGAAAUUAUGAUCCAGACUUGUUCUUUAAAGUCAAUGGGAAGCUCUAUCAGAGGCUUGGCAAGAUAGGAAGUGGAGGAAGCAGUGAGGUCCACAAGGUUAUUUCUUCAGAUUGUACCAUAUAUGCUCUUAAAAAAAUCAAGCUUAAGGGUCGUGACUAUGCUACAGCAUAUGGGUUUUGCCAAGAAAUUGGAUAUCUGAAGAAGCUGAAAGGGAAAAACAACAUCAUUCAGCUUGUAGACUAUGAGGUCACGGAUAAGACUUUACUCCAGGAGGUUUUGAAUGGCACAAUGAUUAACAAAGAUGGAAGAGUCAAAGACGAUGGAUUCAUAUAUAUGGUACUAGAAUAUGGAGAAAUUGAUUUGGCUCACAUGCUGUCCCAAAAAUGGAAGGAAAUCGAAGGAUCUGACAGGACAAUUGAUGAAAACUGGCUUCGGUUCUACUGGCAGCAAAUACUCCAAGCUGUGAACACCAUACACGAGGAACGCAUCGUGCACUCUGAUUUGAAACCCGCAAAUUUCCUUCUCGUCAGAGGCUUUUUAAAGCUUAUUGAUUUUGGUAUCGCCAAGGCCAUCAAUAGCGACACUACGAAUAUUCAACGAGACUCACAGGUGGGGACUUUGAGUUACAUGUCACCAGAGGCAUUCAUGUGCAACGAGAGCGAUGAAAAUGGAAACACUAUAAAAUGUGGGAGGCCGUCAGAUAUUUGGUCACUUGGCUGCAUACUGUAUCAGAUGGUGUAUGGAAGAACACCUUUUGCAGAUUACAAGACCUUCUGGGCAAAGUUCAAAGUCAUAACCGAUCCAAACCACGAGAUCACUUACAAUCAGCUCUCAAACCCGUGGCUUGUCGACCUAAUGAAGAAAUGUCUAGCUUGGGACCGUAACCAGAGAUGGAGAAUCCCUGAGCUUCUCCAACACCCUUUCCUUGCCCCACCCAUCCCACCGGAGCCUCAAGUCAAAAGCAUUAAACUGCUCAGCAACAUUGCUGAAACUUCUGGUAGUGAUGACAGUAAAGCCAUUACUCAGCUUGAACAACUGCUUAUAGACCCUGUUCCUCUUCCAAGAAACGAUCUGCUAGAACUUUGUGUUCAACUCCAGGAACGAUUACGGCGGCUUGAAGUAGAAAACAAGUUAAGGGGUUAGUUAUCUGAUUCGGAGGUUUUUUGGAUUCUGUAAAUUGGUAUGUUCAUUAUUAGCUUUGUAAUGGAGAUGUUUGCUUAUAUAAUACCCUGUUUGAUUUCUUGUGUAAUGGAAUGUAUCAUUUUGGGUGCUUGUCUUUGAUGAAAACCUUACAGUUUUAUCAAAUCCACACAUGACGUCGGUUUAUCA